Molecule: messenger RNA, 540 nt
Organism: Striga asiatica
Lineage: Eukaryota; Viridiplantae; Streptophyta; Magnoliopsida; Lamiales; Orobanchaceae
Source: the annotation of a GenBank genome assembly
AUGGGGACAAGAGAAUUACUGAGUAUUGGCGAGGGAAAUGGGUCACAAGAUGAGGAAAGCCAAGUUCUGCCUUGUGUUGCGGGGGUCUCCCUAAAAGCUUGCAUAACGAUUGUCAACAUAACAAAUCUUGGGUUGGCGGGAAAGAGACACGAAGAGUGGUUAGACCUGCAAAAAAAUGUGAAACGUGACUCCCUCAAUCUUUCUCCAUACUUACUUGGCCGUUAUGCCGUAAACCUCCUUGUCGUGCGCGAUCUUCACCACCUCCUUCUCGAUAUCCCAGAUCGUGCAGAUGGUGUGAUCGAUGCUGGAGGUGCCGAUCCUCCGCAGUGCGGCCCCGUGACUUUAUCGACCCCGAGAACUAGAGAACUAGCUGUUCCGGUUGUUGUUCAGCACGGCGGCGGCCGUCGGAAUAGGAGAUCUGCCGGACGUGGAGGAGGAGGCAAGCAAACAGGACGCAGACACUCCUUGUCGGGCACGAAGAUGAGCUUGGGUAUUGUGGUCAUUUGUUCUUCCAAGUUCCAAGUAGUCACUCCUGCAUGA